AUGGCCUCUCCCGAAGUCGCCGUCCAACAGGACGUUUUCGACUCCACUGACCCUCAUCUCACGGACCCUGCUCUUCUUAAAGACCAUUCAGAGUUCAAGUCCUACAAAACAAGCCGCUAUGAAUAUUCUGGCAUUCGAGUUUUCUACCGACAACAUGCCAAGGCUGAUCAACUGCCCAAAGACCCUGCUCCAUUGCCGUUAUUGGUGUUUCUACAUGGAUUGGGAGGUUCUGUUGCUCAAUUUCACCCUUUGCUAAGUAGUCUUGUCGAUGAGGCCCCUUGUAUGGCGAUCGACUACCCUGGUUGUGGACGCUCCGACUUCUCGGUCACCAGUUGGGACGCUUACAAGACAGACGCCCUGGUAGAACUCCUGGAGGCCAUAAUUGAAGAUUACCGAGACAAGGAUGCAGGCCAACGUGUGGUUCUGAUCGGUCAUAGCAUGGGAACAGCUCUCGCUGCCAGGUUGGCCAACACAAAGCUUGCUCAUACAACAAGUCUAGCAGAGUAUGUGGUAGGAUUGGUGGCCAUCUGCCCUGUGUCGAACCCUCCCGAUGAGUCGAAAACAAGAUUGUACAGGAGAGCAAUGUGGAUUCCAGGUUGGCUUUUUAACUUGUGGCGAACCUGGGAUAGCUGGGAUGGCGCUGAAAGCCCCAGUGUCAAGCGUUUUGUUGGCGAAGGUGCCGAUGAAGCUACUCGAAAACUACAGUAUCGGUUCAAUAAGCAGAGCCGUACACCAGUUUGGAGGCGCAUGGCUAAUGGUGCUCUGCCUGUCUAUAAUAAUGGGAAGGCUGUAGGUGGUAUCCCGACGCUGGAAACGUGGGCAGGACUGGAUAUUCCCGUCUACCUCAUUGCUGGCGAGAAGGACAGUGUCACACCACCAAAGGAAGCCGAUAAGAUUGUCAAGGCACUUGACCCUGAGAAGACCCUUUCAGAAUCACAUGCUGGGGAAGAGACGCACGAGCCUAUUGUUGAUGCUGCCGCUCCCGUCAACACCUCGACACGACCACAGGAUCAUAUACCUCAAGCUAUUGUCGACCUUCGUGAUGAACACUUUGUCAAGGUCAAGAAUCCAGUGGAUGAGAGUUCGGGGGAAGAUAGUACCAACGAUCCCUCUACUCCUAACGAGACCGUGGCGGAAUUGCCCGCGCAGCCAAACCACCCAAAGAAGGUCGUCAAAUCCGUCGUGAUGCCCGCGCCCGCAACACAUGCUGUUCUAUAUACACCUUGCUCGGUUCGCGCUGUUGCCGGACUGAUAUCGGAAUUUCUUGCCGAGCACGUUACCGGUAGGCUGUCCCUUGCCUGGCAGUUGCAAUACCUUUCCCGUGAGGGGAAAUGGGACGUCAAGAAUCUCAACAAGUGGAAGUCAGUGAACCCUGUGUCUGAGCCGAUCGGACUCUAUGGAAAACCUGUUUUCCGUGCCCUCAAGACACUCCGCGAAGCAGAUGAUGUCCACUGCCCCCCAAAGUUUGUUGCAAGGUGGGGUUCCAUUGUGAAAGAUGUCAUUGACAUCUCGAAAGACCAGCCUGUCUACGACCCCCGAGGCCUCGAUCGUGCUGGGAUUCACUAUCACAAGUUCCCGACAGUUUCAAAGAUCCCACCACAGCCGCAUGAGGUUGAGAAAUUCAUCAAGUUAGUUGAUGAGCUCCGCAAGAAGCAGACUGAGCGUGCCGUCACUGAGAAGUGGGCUGACCCCGAUCAAUGUGUCAUCGGAGUUCACUGCCAUUAUGGCUUCAACCGCACGGGAUACUUUAUUGUAUGCUAUCUCGUUGAGCGUUGUGGUUUUGAUGUGAAGGAAGCCAUCGACACAUUUGCCCAGGCAAGGCCGAAUGGGAUCCGACACUCUCACUUUCUGGACCGGCUGUAUGUGCGGUAUAAUGUGGAUUCUGUUCCUGCAAGUCAGACAUGA
This is a messenger RNA of Fusarium sp. VM40, 1905 nucleotides long. The record is from the annotation of a GenBank genome assembly. Lineage: Eukaryota; Fungi; Ascomycota; Sordariomycetes; Hypocreales; Nectriaceae.